UUGACUUGGAGUUACGAAGAGAUAUAGUGGGUCUCCGCCAUCGUUCUUUUCGACGGAUCGGUUGAUCGAACCUUCACCUCCAUCCACUCUACUCUUCCAUAACAAUUCUUGGAGAAAUCCACCCCAUAAUCCCAGCCAUGAUCACAGAGCUAUUCAAGAAGCGCUUGAGCACGUUCUACUCUAGCUGGAGAACCCACAGACAGCUUUGGGGAAACUCCGAUAUCGUAGUCGUCAGCACGCCGACGCAGGCGGCCUCCAAUUUACGAUCAUCAUCCACCGGGGACUUUUUCUUAUGGCUGUUCGGCGAAGAUCUUGCGGGAACCACGGCGGUGUUCACUCCAUCGUCGAUUUUCUUUCUCUGUACGCAGAAGAGCUUCUCCCGGCUGCGUAGUUUGGGGGGCUACGCCACGGAGGUGAUGAAAAUUCCGGUCUCCGUGGAACUUAAGCCCAGGAGCCCUGAUGAAGAAGGGUUUUUCAAGUUGGAUGGGAUUAUUAGGAGUAUGAGGCUAAGGCUUAACUCUGGUAAGUCUCCGUUCACUGCUGAUCUUACUUGCAUACUAACUGUUGGAUGUAUUGACAACGAGAUUCCCAAAUCCAAACUUUUGUUGAGCUGCGUGAACGGUUUUGAGUAUUUCGCUAAGUACAGGAUUGCCAGUGUGAAUUCCGGUGUGCGGCUGAUGGUUCAGGGUACUGAUUCAUCAAUAAUUUAUAUAAAUGAUAAAUUUUUGGCUGAUAAUAUACAAUUUAACAGAGGAGUUAAAAGGACUAUGGAGGACAGAAUCGAUUCCAUGGACAAACCAAAACUUCCUUCAUUGUCAGGAAGUUUAAGUUUGGGAAAGCUCGAAAAUUCUAAUAAUCUGAUUAAGGGUUUUAAGGAAAUGAAUAUGUCUUUAGGUGAGGUAGAGACUAGCAGCAAGGAAAAUACUGAUGAAAAAAUGAUAUUGGAAAAUUUGGGGGGGAAUUUUGAAAAGGCAGCCAAUGAACCACCUUCUUUAGUUGUAGAUCAAGGGAAAACCACAGAGCCCAUGAUGGAGGGAGAGACAAGUAAUGUGUCAUUUAGACUUGAGAAGGGGGAUGAGUCCAGAGAGUUUAAGCAGGAGUGUAUAGAUAAGCAGCCUGAGACCGAAAAGAAUGGUCUGAGGAAGGACAAAAAAGCAGCACGGAGGGGAUUAUCGGUUCCUGAACAGAGGCUGACGUUUUUCUAUUCAAGCUGGAGGAAAUACAGAAAUGAACUAUGGGGUGACUCCGAUGUUUUGGUGGUUACCACCCCGCCAUCCUCUUCGUCUGGGUCAAUGGCAACCAUGCUGGACCAUCCAGUAUCGUCUAGCUUCCUCUUGUGGUUGCUCGAUCGUGACUUCCCAAACACGACAGCUGUAUUUAUGGACCAAGCAAUUUAUUUUUUUUGCCCUAUUGAGAGUUAUGCAAAACUUUGUUUUUUAGGACUCUAUAUGACAACUGCAGCACAGAUUUCUGUUUCAGUCCAACAGAAGGUUAAGGCUGGUGAUGAAUCAGAACUGUUAAAUUCGACUUUAUAUGCUUUGUGGACUGACCGAGCUAAUGAUCUCCCUAUUACUAUUGGUUAUAUUGAUGGAGAAGCUCCAAGUUCAAAGGGGAAGUUGGAUGAAAGAAUGUUCCAAGCCACAAAUGUGAUAAGUGGUUUUCUAAAGCUUCUUUAUGAGGAGGGAGACGGAUUGAAAUCACUUCAAAGUCGGAGUUUGGAUACCACCGAAGAUAAGGGCAUUGAAAAUCUAGCUGAAAAUUAUCAGCAAGUGAUGUCCUUGUCGGAUGCAAAAGCUUCAAGCAUGGUCUCAAAUGAGCAACAGAAAGAUGAAGUAUUGCAAGUGAAGCUUGAAAACAAGGAUGAACUACAUAAAUCUGAGGAGGUUAAUGGCAAGAUUGGCAACCUGCCAUCCAAAUUUGCAGAGAUGAACAUUGUGGUUGAAGGGGAGCAGUGCCAUCAAAACUCAACUGAAGAAGAUGGCUCAGAGAGUAAGCUGCUCGUGGCUGAGAAGGAGCAAGAGUCUCAGUCUGGUAAUGUUAGAGAUGAUGGCAUUGAAAAUGCGAGCAAUCAGUCAAAGGAAUCUGUGGUGGUUUCCGAUGAUGAUGACUGGGAGAUCAUCGAGAGGCGCCAUGAGGGACAAGAACCAGAUAUAGCUAAUAAUAGCAACUGGAGGAGCUGGAUCGGCAGAGCAUUUAGCUCAGUCAGUUCGCACCACAAGGCAGCCGGUGAUGAAGGAUCAUCUUAAACUGCACAUUCUGGCUUUAUUAAUGCCUUCUCUGCAUUGAUGUGUAUAUUAUAUAAUAAUCAUAUUCUCUUUUAUUGCUACUGAGUACUAGUUUAGUGAUGAAUAACUGGACAGCCAAACUAUUUAGUUGGUUUCAGUGGUUUGCCAUGCAUAUUCAGUAUUUACAUUUGAGAAAAUAUUUGGUGUUAUGUGUUUUUGCAACUUUGCAUCAAUCUUGAAAAUUGUUCUAAUU
Molecule: messenger RNA, 2478 nt
Organism: Ipomoea nil (Japanese morning glory)
Lineage: Eukaryota; Viridiplantae; Streptophyta; Magnoliopsida; Solanales; Convolvulaceae
Exons: 2
Coding region: 138-2246 (702 amino acids)
Biological process (GO): positive regulation of transcription elongation by RNA polymerase II; transcription elongation by RNA polymerase II
Cellular component (GO): FACT complex
Molecular function (GO): nucleosome binding
Source: RefSeq, a predicted model, not a curated record